This is a messenger RNA of Cordyceps fumosorosea ARSEF 2679, 1926 nucleotides long. Its product is annotated as Nonaspanin (TM9SF). The transcript is spliced from 2 exons. Lineage: Eukaryota; Fungi; Ascomycota; Sordariomycetes; Hypocreales; Cordycipitaceae. Gene Ontology annotation, cellular component: fungal-type vacuole membrane; endosome. The record is from RefSeq and is a predicted model, not a curated record. Gene Ontology annotation, biological process: vacuolar transport; protein localization to membrane. The coding region runs from base 1 to 1926 and encodes 641 amino acids.
AUGCAUUUCACAACAGCCGCGCCCUCGGCGCUGCUAGCGACCCUGCUCGCUGCGCCGCGACUCGCAUCCGCCUUCUACCUCCCAGGUGUCGCCCCGACGUCAUACAAGGUCGGCGACUCGGUGCCUCUGCACGUCAACAGCAUCAAGCCGAUAGCCGGGCCGCAGGACGCACGCCUGCACUCUGUCGUCUCAUUCGAAUACUACCACCCCGGGUUCGGCUUCUGCAAGCCCGAAAAAGGCCCUGAAUAUGUGUCGGAGAGCCUGGGCAGCAUCCUCUUUGGCGACCGGAUAAUGACCUCCCCCUUUCAGCUGUCAAUGAAGAAGGAGGAGACGUGCAAGGCGCUGUGUGAGGUCGAGUACCCUGAGCACUCGGUCGAGUUCCUCCGCGAGCGCAUCGACGAGGGCUACAGCCUCAAUUGGCUCGUGGACGGCCUACCCGCCGGUCAGAAGAUCGAGGACCGUCUUACAGGCACCUCCUUUUACAGCCCAGGCUUCUUCCUUGGCGCCUUUGACGAGGCCGACAACAUUGUCCUCAACAACCACUACGACAUAUUCGUCGAGUAUCACGAGGUCGGCGGUAACGCGAACCAGCUCCGCGUCGUCGGCGUCCGCGUCGAGCCCAGCUCGAAGAAGUACAGCGGCGAGGCUGACUGCAAGGAUGGCCACCCAUACCUGAUCCUGCCCGAAACUGGCGCGCAAAAGGUCAAGUACAGCUACAGCGUCUUUUGGGAAAAGUCCCCGACGGCCUGGGCUACGCGCUGGGACAAGUACCUCCACGUCUUUGACCCCAAGAUCCAUUGGUUCUGGCUUAUCGACACGGCCAUCAUCGUCGUCAUCUUGGUCAUGACCGUCAUGUCCAUCCUCAUGCGCACGCUCAAGAAGGACAUCGCACGCUACAACCGCCUGGACCAGAUCAACCUCGAGGACCUUAGCGGCACGUCUGCGCUCGAGGACGGUGUGCAGGAGGACUCCGGGUGGAAGCUCGUCCACGGCGACGUCUUCCGCAACCCGUCGCACCCGCUGCUGCUCUCCGUCCUGCUCGGUAACGGCGUCCAGAUCUUCGUCAUGACCGCCAGCACCAUCGUCUUUGCGCUGCUCGGCUUCCUGUCGCCCUCUAACCGCGGGUCCCUCGGUACCAUCAUGAUCCUGCUCUACACGAUCCUCGGCUCCGUUGGCGGCUACGUCUCCGCGCGCGUCUACAAGGCCAUGGGCGGCGAGCAGUGGAAGCUCAACAUUGGCCUGACGCCCCUCCUCGUGCCCACCAUCGUCUUUGGCACCUUCUUUCUGCUCGACCUGUUCCUCUGGGCCAAGCAGUCGUCCGGUGCCGUGCCCUUCACCACCAUGCUCGUGCUGCUUGCUAUCUGGUUCAUCAUCUCCAUCCCCCUCUCUGUUGCCGGCUCCUGGCUCGGAUUCCGCAGCGCCAAGAUUGAGGCGCCCGUCCGCACGAACCAGAUCCCGCGCCAGAUCCCCCCCUCGACCACCUACCUCAAGCCCAUCCCCAGCAUGCUUAUCGUCGGGUUGCUGCCAUUUGGCGCCAUCUUUGUCGAGCUCUACUUCAUCAUGAACUCGAUCUGGUUCAGCCGCGUCUACUACAUGUUUGGCUUCCUCUUCCUCUGCUACUCCCUGAUGGUAGUCGUCUGCGCCGCCGUGACGAUUCUCCUGACGUACUUCUUGCUUUGCUCCGAAAACUACCACUGGCAGUGGCGCUCGUUCCUGGCCGCGGGCAUGAGCGGCGGCUACAUCUUCCUCAAUUGCCUUCUCUACCUCAUCACCAAGGUGAAGCUUGGCGGGUUUGCUGGUACAGUCCUAUACGUCGGCUACAGCGCGCUCAUCUCGUUCCUCUUCUUCAUCCUGGCUGGUUCCAUUGGAUACUUUGCUAGUUGGUGGUUCGUCAUGAAAAUCUACAAAUCCAUCAAGAUCGAUUAA